AAGAUCGUGUGAUGUGGAGCAAAUAUUUGCUGAUCCGGAGGCAGUCAAGAAAGCUGUUAAGAAACAAGCUCCUUGUUAACCUGAAAUAGAAAAAUGGCACUUCCACUGGUGUGUGUCCUAAUUCUGGCCAUAAUAUCUUUUGUGACAGAUUCUGCAUGCAGCCAGAGAAUAUAUGCCUCAGAGAACCCCGUACCUGUGGGCAGCAGUGUCACAUUUUUUGUCAAUGGAACCUUCAGUGAUUCUCAAGCAGUGUGGUCCUUCAACGGCACUAUCAUACUCCUAGUAUUAUCUGGAACUGUCACUGAAAAUGACGCUUGGAAGGACAGGAUGGAGUUCAAUUCAACAACUGGCUCGUUGACGAUAAGGUCACUCCAGGUGGAUGACUCUGGAGAUUUCACCUUGCAGAAAAUUAAUUCUUUCAUAAGUCAGGUAUCACUGUCAGUUCAAGUUCCUAUUUCAAAUGUGACCCUGAGUACAAAUGAAGUUAACCUGAUAGAGUUCAAUGACACAGCCAUUCUCACAUGCUCUGUGUCCAAUGGCACAUCCCUCAUAUUUGUUUGGCUGAAUGGAAGUUCUGUGGUCAACGCCCGUGGAGAUGUUCACAUCAGUAAUCAAAAUUCGAUACUCACUAUACCCAGAGUGACACAAUAUGAUCAGGGACCUUUCCGGUGCAAUGUGUCCAAUGGGGUGAGCAAGGAACAAAGUCAGCCUCUUCGCCUGAACAUCAGCUAUGGCCCAAAUAACGGAGUGAUGACCAGACCCAUGGGGAAUGCCUACAGAACAGGGAGCACAAUCACACUGUCGUGCUCAGCAGAGUCCAGCCCUCCUGCGCUGAUCCAGUGGCUCUUUAACAGUUCCAGCCUUAAUUAUAGUGAACCACAGCUUCAACUGAGAGAUGUUACAAAGAACCAGUCAGGAAAAUAUGAAUGCCUGUUUUACAAUCCAGUCACAUUCAGAUACAGCAGUGCAAGUGCAAUGAUCAGGAUUUUGGAUCCUAUAACAUCAGUCAUGGUGAAACAAACAGGUGGCAUUCCAGAGGUUAAUGCCUCCACCACCCUACACUGUAAGGUGACUGGAUCUGUAGACAACAUUUUGUGGUUGAAAAAUGGAAUUGUUAUUUCCCAUGAUAACAGAACAAUACUUGAUAUGAACAACAAGACAAUCACGAUUGAAGCACUUCAGCCGUCAGACAGCGGGGAUUAUCAAUGUCAGGCUAUUAAUCCUGUGAGCAACAUGACCAGCAGCCCCUACACAGUCCACAUCAUCUAUGGACCGAACAAUCUGAGGAUCACAGGGCCAAAGACCGCGUUGGUGGGGAGCAGUGUCACAUUCAACUGUACUGCAGAAUCGUGGCCUAUGAGUGACUUUAAAUGGUAUUUCAAUGGUUCUCUGGUGGCCAACACAUCUAAGUAUGAAACACCUCCUCUUACCUUUAACAUGAGCGGGACAUACACGUGCAUGGCUCACAACAACAUCACUGGCCAGAACGCCACUGCCAACACGAUGCUGACUGUGCUUGGACCUCUACAAAAUGUCCAAAUAGAAGCACCAUCAGGUCCUGCCAUAAGUGGUCAAACAUAUAGUUUGACAUGCAGUGUGACUGGAUUUGAUGAUAACAUUUACUGGAUGAAGAAUGACAGCUUCCUGCAAGUAAACCCCAGAAUAGUCCUUUCAAAUCAAAAUACGAUGCUCACUUUCAGCCCAACACAGGCGAAUGACACCGGAAACUAUAAGUGUGUGGCAGUGAGUUCUGUGAGAAAUGAGACCAGCCCUGCAUAUGCACUCACCGUAAACUUUGGACCGCAAACACCCAUAAUUGAGGGGCCAUCUAUGGCUAAACAAGGAGAACAUGUCAACUUCAACUGUUCUGCUGUGUCUGUGCCUCCAAGUAACAUCAGCUGGUGGUUCAACGGCUCCCUGCUGGCUCAAACAGCGUCUUUACAAGUUGGCCCUUUGUCUUUAAGCAUGAGUGGAGAAUACACCUGCAUGGCCAACAAUGAUGUGACAAAAAACAACAACACAAACUCUGUGGUACUCACAGUCAUUGGGCCGAUACAGUCAGUGAUGAUCAAAAACAACAUGAUUCCAAUUAACAACAAAAACUUUACCCUCACAUGUGAAGUUAUGGGGUUCUACAACACCAUCUACUGGCUGAAGAAUGGCACGUGGCUCAGCAUGACCAAUGAAACCCUCAAGCAGAUGAUAAACAACACGCUUCAGUUCACUCCAGUGACAUUGUCCGAUGAAGGGAUAUAUCAGUGUGAGGCUGUCAAUUAUUUUGGCUCCAAUCGAAGCGCUGAAUACAAUCUCCUUGUAAACUAUGGCCCUCUCAGUGUGGGUAUCUCUGGUAUAGACUAUCUGAAGGAGAACCCGCUCAUUGAUGUGGUCCUGACAUGUUUUGCUGAUUCUCGCCCAACAAGCUUCAAGUGGUUCUUCAACUCUGGGUCAUCAGCCAUAUCAACUCAGUCUUUUGUAAAAUUCGUUGCCAAACGUGCAAAUGGAGGGAACUACACCUGUGAGGCAACCAAUCCUGUAACCAACAUUGCAAUGAAGCACACAAAAGCUGUUAUUAUUGAUCGUGCAUGUGUCCUGUGCUCUCUGUCCAAAGGAAGUCUGAUGUUCUUGGGGGUCUUUGCUUUGGCUCUGCCUGUGCUGCUGAUCGGCUGAGGUUUCCUCAUUCAAAGAUCUGUGAUGACUAAAAGCCAUAUUGCUCCCUAUACAGUGUGUUGCUAAUCAUAUAAAUAUUCAUACCCAGGUUGAAGUUGUGAUUUUACAUGUAGCAUGGUGAUCGCUGAUGCCAUUUUAUUAUUUCAUAUGUGGUGGAAAAAAGGAUUACAUGACAGGACUGAAUUUGAUUUAAUUAUCAAGUUGUGUGAUCUUGAAGCAGUUACUUUAUUUCCCUUUUCUUUAGUUUAGUAAGUUUAACAGUAGCAGGGUAUUCCCUCUCCUGUUUGUUUGUGUGUUUGUUGUUAUUAGUGUCAAUUAUUAGUGCUGUUGAUGUUUUUACUGAUCUGAGCCCUGUUCUUCGUAUCUCAAUUCAAAGAUCCCAGAUUAACUGCAGAGUAAAUUUUGCAGAGUAAUAUUUACUCUGCUGGGAUAACAUUUGGUCCCAGUCCAAAUAGAGUUAAAUAUACUCUACCACAGGGCUAAAUCAACUUAACACAGUGUAAAAUCAACUCUUAUUGGAGCGGAACCACUUGAAUUGACAAGACUGUGUCGCGGACCGAACAGUCCCCCCUAAAAAUCGGUCCGCCCUGCCUUCACUGCACAUGCAUCAUUAACCGCUGUUCACCGAUUAUCACCUCAUUUCUGCUUAAAACUGCACUCCAGUCAUCUGAAGCUUGUAUACAACAAUUAUUUACACAUAAUUUCAGCAUUAUUUAAUCAUAAAAGACGGAGGAAGUGAUCAGAGUGCCGCAGCCUCAUGAGCUGCUAGCUGCAUUCACUGCACAUCUGUUAUUUCAAAGCGUCACCGAUUAUCGCCUCAUUUCUAC
This is a messenger RNA of Thalassophryne amazonica, 3494 nucleotides long. Its product is annotated as carcinoembryonic antigen-related cell adhesion molecule 5-like. The transcript has 11 exons. The record is from RefSeq and is a predicted model, not a curated record. NCBI's taxonomy places the organism in Eukaryota, Metazoa, Chordata, Actinopteri, Batrachoidiformes, Batrachoididae. Bases 94 to 2667 code for a protein of 857 amino acids.